AUGGCCUCUAGUCUUGACGAGUUGCAAGAACCAAGACUUAAGUCUACAAAACAUUUCGAACACUUGUGUACCUCUGCAAUGCGUGACAUCCAUGAAUUUUUCAAGUUGCGCAAAGCAUCGUUGUGGUCUCUCCAAAGUUUUAUUGCCUACGUUGUGGAACAAGGAGACUAUAAUCACAGUUUUGAACAAAUUCUUCUUGUAUUCGAGCAUUCACUCGAAUUGAUCAAUGAGCUUCACAACUCACCGUUACCUAUCCGAGCACAUGCCGUCGCGUAUGUUGCGUGGUUGCAGACAUUGCCUGGUCAAGGGCUAAUUCAAGGUUGUCGAAGGUUCUUUGAGGCCCAAAAACUGCGUAAACAGUCGAAUGUGCUCGAGGAAGCUGUCGAGACCGCUAGAUCUAAAUCCCUUAAUGAUAACGCCAAACAAACGCCCUUUGGAGAAUUUGGAAGUGCAAAGGCAAAUAUUGAAUUUGACAUGCUUGUCAACUAUGUUUACUUCCGCACGCUAAACUUUUUCAUGUUUGAUAGUUACUAUCAAGAUGCCUGUAUCGUGUGUGCAUUUGGGAAAACAAGCGAAGAACUUGAAAAAGAGAUCGGCGUAGAAUUGGCUCAAAAAGUGCUCGCCGUAAGAGACAUUAACCCAGCAGUAUGGACACCAGAGCUGGAAAAGUAUCUCGACAGCACCUUGGUGAAAACCUACGAAGAUUUUAAGAUGGCUCUUCAAGAGCCAUUUGUAGAUGACAAUAAUCGUUUCCGUUUAUAUUGUGAAAAGGUUCUCCUCGAUUUUUACCACUUAACAGAUAUCAAUCGCUCACUGAACCGUAAGAUCAGCGAGCGCAAGUACAUCGUCUAUCAUAUAGGGCCGCUGUUUAAGUACUAUGAAGCAACAUUUGGAACAGUCGAGUUCGAUUGGGUUGAAUCGCAUGAACGAGCUACCAAAAUAACAAAGUCUGCGGAUAGUUCGGGCAUCGUGCUUGUUGAUGCCAAAGGGACUCGGACCUCAGAUGACAAAGAAAUCUGGCACUUGGAGGUUGCGGGACCACCGUGGAAUCCGACAACUCGGCAUACUGUUGAUGAUUCCAAAAAGAUGCUUCGGACGGACAUCUUCAAUUUAGUAGCCAUACUGCUAGACCAUCUUGACAGCGACAUCAAAUUAGCAACUAAGAUUAAAGUUUUUUGUGUGCAGGCAAUCAGUACACGGCUGACACUCUAUGCCACGAAUAUGUGCAUGGAUGGUCGCUUCCUGGUAACAGAGCUUGCAACUGUCAUCAUUCCUUUCUCCUUCAAUGCACGUGUCCAGUACAAGUCCGUUCUCCGUAUGAUGGGAAUCCUCCACGAUGAGUUUGAGAAACAAGAGAAGUUGCUUGAAGAAAUGAAUCGUCAUGUCUUGCGCUUUGAAGGAAGUACUGUUCGACAAGUGCUAAACGUGCCAAAAGGAAUGCAAAACAUUCCGGCUGAAAAAACUCUUGAUGAGUCACUAGCUUCCACCGGUCUGCCGUCAGGAUGGCAGGCAGAAACCUGGUGGCCUACCUGUACGAGCAGAAGGUUUACCGUCAGGAUGGCAGGCAAGGUCAUUCUGCUCGCACCUCUGCCCAUCGAUCGUCAGGAUGGCAGACCGAUAGGCAGGCAUUGCUUCAAGGAGGUCACCGUCGAGAUGGCAGGUGAUGGUCUCCUCGUUGCACUUCCAGCAGCGUCUGCCGUCAAGAUGGCAGGCAAGACGUGUGGGUAA
This is a messenger RNA of Paraglomus occultum, 1728 nucleotides long. NCBI's taxonomy places the organism in Eukaryota, Fungi, Glomeromycota, Glomeromycetes, Paraglomerales, Paraglomeraceae. The record is from the annotation of a GenBank genome assembly.